This is a messenger RNA of Andrographis paniculata, 483 nucleotides long. RefSeq names its product protein BFR2-like. The transcript is spliced from 2 exons. NCBI's taxonomy places the organism in Eukaryota, Viridiplantae, Streptophyta, Magnoliopsida, Lamiales, Acanthaceae. The record is from RefSeq and is a predicted model, not a curated record. Bases 1 to 483 code for a protein of 160 amino acids.
AUGGUAACUGUCGGGUACAUAAAGGACGAUGAGCAUAUAAUGGAUAUGUUUUGGGUGCUAAGGCAACAUGAGGCUAUCAAUAUCAUAACCGAAGAUGCUUUAUUUCUCAUGGAGGCGUGUGACGAGCGUUGGCAAACAAUUGGAGAGGGAGAUGAAGUCCUUGCCAUUGAUUGGUAUGAGGCAAAUGAAGAAUUGAGACGCCGCAAGGGUAAAGGCGUGGUCUCGGAGGACAGCAGUUCAUUGAGUGGGACUUAUUCGUCAGAUGACGAAGACGACGAGGAUGAAAGUGGAGCUAAUGCUUUUCCUGGAGCUGGGGUUCACAAUGAUGAUGAUGAUGAUGAUAUGUGGGAUUAUGAGCAGCAUGGGUUUCCCUUAAAUCUACACGUUGACGAGGAAUUCUUUGAUGCGUAUGAUCAUGAUAAUGAUGAGGAAAACAACAAUGGUGACGAUGAUGAUGAUGAUGAAAUGGAUGACGAUGAGUAG